CUCGGCCAGAAACCCUCCGCCUGGGCCCGCGCAGGAGGAGCGGGGCCUCUGAGGGCAGCGGCGACCCCGCCGGCCUCGGUCUCUUUCCCUGGCGGCGGCGGCGGCGGCGGCUUCUUCCGUAGGACAAUAUGUUCAAGAGAAUGGCCGAAUUUGGGCCUGACUCCGGCGGGAGAGUGAAGGGGGUUACUAUCGUUAAACCAAUAGUUUAUGGCAAUGUUGCUCGAUAUUUUGGAAAGAAAAGAGAAGAGGAUGGGCAUACCCAUCAGUGGACAGUAUAUGUAAAGCCCUAUAGAAAUGAGGAUAUGUCAGCAUAUGUGAAGAAAAUUCAGUUUAAGUUACAUGAAAGCUAUGGCAAUCCCUUAAGAGUUGUUACUAAGCCUCCAUAUGAAAUUACUGAAACAGGAUGGGGUGAAUUCGAAAUAAUCAUCAAAAUAUUUUUUAUUGAUCCUAAUGAAAGACCUGUAACCCUGUAUCAUUUAUUAAAGUUGUUUCAAUCAGACACCAAUGCAAUGCUGGGAAAAAAGACAGUGGUUUCAGAGUUCUAUGAUGAAAUGAUAUUUCAAGACCCAACAGCAAUGAUGCAACAAUUAUUAACAACAUCUCGUCAGCUAACAUUAGGAGCCUAUAAGCAUGAAACAGAAUUUGCAGAACUUGAAGUGAAAACCAGAGAAAAAUUAGAAGCUGCAAAGAAAAAAACAAGCUUUGAAAUUGCAGAGCUUAAGGAGAGAUUGAAAGCAAGUCGUGAAACUAUAAAUUGUUUAAAAAAUGAAAUCCGGAAACUCGAAGAAGAUGAUCAAACAAAAGAGAUAUAAAUAGCUCUGAAGAGACCUUGAUAGGAAACUAAACUUAAAAUAAGGUGGACUUUAAAGGAGAAAUGGACUGCAGAUGCUUCUUAGAAGAACUGCAUAUAUAGUAGAGCACCGAUUUCUCUGCAAUGGGGUCAAAGUAUUUGUACUUUUCAAGCAAUAUUUAAUGUGAAAUAUAUGUAUAUAAUACACAUCAAUGCUGUAUAGGCAUUUUAUCAACCCAUUUUAGGGUAAUUCUAUGAUGUUAAGCACAAUUUAAAAAAAUUUUAUUACAUUGUAUAUAGCUUAUCCUUUUGACAGGCAUCAUUCAUUUAUUAUAAAAUAUAACUUAAGCACAUUUUGUACUUCCCUGGUAGUUAGAAUUAGUGGUAGAAUUGUUGUAUAUGUUUAAUUUAAGUUCUUAGCUGCCCUCGUCUGGAUUCUUUUGUCUCUGAUGUGCCAGUACCCGGUAAAUACUCAAUAAAUGCAGUGGACAGAUCCU
Molossus molossus (Pallas's mastiff bat) is the source of this 1287-nucleotide messenger RNA. RefSeq names its product YEATS domain containing 4 (gene YEATS4). Bases 129 to 812 code for a protein of 227 amino acids. The record is from RefSeq and is a predicted model, not a curated record. The transcript has 7 exons. NCBI's taxonomy places the organism in Eukaryota, Metazoa, Chordata, Mammalia, Chiroptera, Molossidae. Gene Ontology annotation, biological process: regulation of DNA-templated transcription.